Cheilinus undulatus (humphead wrasse) is the source of this 732-nucleotide messenger RNA. RefSeq names its product myozenin 1b (gene myoz1b). Gene Ontology annotation, cellular component: actin cytoskeleton; Z disc. Gene Ontology annotation, molecular function: actin binding; FATZ binding; telethonin binding. The record is from RefSeq and is a predicted model, not a curated record. The coding region runs from base 1 to 732 and encodes 243 amino acids. The transcript has 5 exons. NCBI's taxonomy places the organism in Eukaryota, Metazoa, Chordata, Actinopteri, Labriformes, Labridae.
AUGCCUCUCCCUACUUCAGCCCCUUCCAACAAGAGGAAAGCAAACAGGAUCAUCACUGACCUGUCCAACAUCAGCCAGAACGAUGAUGAAUCAGACACUGAAGCUGCUGAGUUCGACCUGGGCACCAAAAUCAAGACCCCCAAGGACACGAUGCUGGAAGAGCUCUCUCUGCUCAAAAACAAAGGCUCCAAGAUGUUCAGGAUGAGGCAGCAGAGAGUGGAGAAGUUCAUUGUGACCAAUGAGAACACGCAGAACCUUGAAAACCUGCUGAUUAUCCCUCCCCCGAUCCCACCAAAGCCUGAAGUACCAAAGGUGGAAGUGGUGGAAGAGACAGUUGAAGAGAAGGAGGAAAGGAAGGAGGAGUAUGUACGUACCUACGUAUCACCCUGGGAGAGGGCCAUGAAAGGUGACGAGGAACUGACAGCCACUAUGAGGGCCAGCAUGCCGGGACCCAUCAGGAUCCACCCAGAACUGCCUCUGUACAAGAGCUUCAACAGAACGGCAUUGCCAUUCGGUGGCUUUGACAAGGCCUCCAAGACACUGACCUUUGAACUCCCAGAGCUCAACAUUGCCACUGAGGAGGCAGAGCCUUUGCCCAGCCUGCAGGCUGACAUCCGCUCGCGCCCCUCAUUCAACCGCACCCCCAUCGGCUGGGUUUGCAGCGAGGACAACUCACACAUCCACUUGGACCUGGACACCAUGCCCUUCGACGGAGAGACAGAUGACCUGUGA